This is a messenger RNA of Trypanosoma brucei brucei TREU927, 351 nucleotides long. RefSeq names its product dynein light chain, putative. The transcript has a single exon. Gene Ontology annotation, molecular function: dynein intermediate chain binding. Gene Ontology annotation, biological process: microtubule-based movement. Gene Ontology annotation, cellular component: cytoplasmic dynein complex; cytoplasm. NCBI's taxonomy places the organism in Eukaryota, Euglenozoa, Kinetoplastea, Trypanosomatida, Trypanosomatidae. The record is from RefSeq and is a predicted model, not a curated record. The coding region runs from base 1 to 351 and encodes 116 amino acids.
AUGGCAGAUAACCACGAAGAACCCCAUGAAGAUGUGACUGUCAACAGCGAUGUUAUCCAGGAAGAGGUGGCAACGCUGCUCCGCAUGAAGUUUGGGCAGGAGGUAUGGAAUCCACGCAAGGUGGACAGUUGGGUCGACGAUGUUGUCGACAGUGUUCUAAAGAACCUCACGGACUUGAAGAAACCCUUUAAAUUUGUCGUCAGUUGUGUGAUUAUGCAGCGCACCGGGGCUGCCAUUUCCACCGGCUUCAUUAGUUUAUGGGACAACACCUUUGAUGGUGUUGUGCAUGUGCCCUACGAGAACGAAACACUUCACUGCUUCGUGACUGUCUUCUUCGUUAAACUGGAUUAG